Molecule: messenger RNA, 1966 nt
Organism: Mauremys mutica (yellowpond turtle)
Lineage: Eukaryota; Metazoa; Chordata; Testudines; Geoemydidae
Product: fatty acyl-CoA hydrolase precursor, medium chain-like
Exons: 14
Coding region: 202-1902 (566 amino acids)
Source: RefSeq, a predicted model, not a curated record
GAACAGCUGAGAGAGAAGAAGUGAGGAGUUAGGAGAGCUGCUGCUGGAGCAGAACAGACGGCAAGAUCAAGCAGAGAAUUGACCUGAAGCAGCAGAACAGAACAAUCUGGAAAACCAGCAACAGUAGCAGUAGCGGCUAAAGUCAGUGGAUAGACAGUUAAAACAAGGAAGACAACACAGUGUUCAAGUGCACAGAAGAAAAUGUCAUUUCCUGGUAGGAGUUCCCUGCUUUCAUCCCUGAUUUGUGCAGCAUGGGUGAUCACAAUUCUAGCUGAGGGACAACAAAUCGAACAACCAGAAGUGGCUACCAAAUAUGGGCGACUGAAAGGAAAAUGGGUUACUGUCAAGGGAACUGACAGACUUACAAAUGUAUUUCUUGGAAUUCCUUUUGCAAAACCGCCUGUGGGAGCCCUGAGAUUUUCCCCACCACAACCAGCUGAACCAUGGAUCAGUGUGAGAGACGCAACUUCUUUUCCACCAGUGUGCUUACAAGACCAGGCGAUACUGGAAAAAUGUGAAGAAAUUUUUCCAACUAAACAACUUAACUUCUCAACUUCUGAAGACUGUUUGUACCUGAAUAUUUAUACCCCUGCCCAUUCCAAUGAGAAAGCCAAGUUACCUGUUAUGGUGUGGAUCCAUGGAGGAGCUCUGUUGUUGGGUGGAGCUUCAAUGUUUGAUGGGUCUGCAUUAUCUGUCUAUGAGAAUUUGGUGGUGGUAACCAUACAGUAUCGAUUAGGUAUCACUGGAUUCUUUAGUACUGGUGAUGAACAUGCUCGAGGAAACUGGGGCUUUUUGGAUCAAGUGGCAGCUCUCCAGUGGAUUCAAGAGAAUAUCAAACAUUUUGGAGGAGAUCCAGGAUCUGUCACUAUAUUUGGAGAGUCUGCAGGAGGAGUCAGCGUUUCUCUCCUUGUACUAUCUCCCUUGGCCAAAGGCUUGUUCCAUAAAGCCAUCUCUGAGAGUGGAGUUGCACUUCUUUCUGCCAUGUUCAGUUCACAUCCUGAAGUGAUUGCUAAGGUAGUCGCUAAUUUAACUGGCUGCGACACCUCCAGUUCGGCUGCCAUGGUUCAUUGCCUAAGGAAGAAACCAGAAGAAGAAAUGAUUUUGAACUUUCAACAACAACAGCAAGUCUCAAUUAUCCCAGCAGUUAUAGAUGGUGUGUUUAUUCAGAAGAACCCUGAAGAGCUAAUGGCUGGCAAAGACUUCAGUGCUGUCCCAUAUAUAAUAGGAAUAAAUAAUCAUGAAUAUGGCUGGGUUCUUCCUUUCGCAUACAACAUACCUGGCUUGAAGGAGGGCAUGCAUAAAGAAACCAUCCUCUCUACCUUACAAAUGCUGCACCCACUCUUGUCUGUGCCAGCUGAAUUUGUGUCUCUGAUAACAGAUGAGUAUCUGGGAGACACAGACGACCCUGUCGCCCUGCGGGACCAGUUUCUGGAUUUGAUGGGAGAUGCAACCUAUUUAAUUCCAGCUAUAAAAACAUCUAAUUAUCACAGAGCAUCUGGAUCUCCUGUCUACUUUUACGAAUUCCAACAUCGUCCAAGUUCAGCAAGUUUCAAACCAGAUUUUGUAAAAGCAGAUCAUGGAGAUGAAAUGAGUUUUGUCUUUGGAGGGGCAUUUCUUACUGAUGAGACGUCACUGUUUGCUUCCAGAGAUGCUACAGCGGAAGAGGAACACCUCAGCAGGACAAUAAUGAAAUAUUGGGCUAACUUUGCUCGAAAUGGAAAUCCUAAUGGCGCAGGUUUGGUGGAAUGGCCAGUGUAUGACAUGAAUGAACAAUACCUGGAGUUGAGUUUACAGCAGAAGGAAGCAAAGAAACUGAAAGGGAACAGAGUGGAGUUCUGGACAAAGACUCUGCCUGAAAAAAUCAAGAAAAUGAAGGAAAAGAAAGAGCAUGCAGAAUUAUAAUUCAUAAUGUGUGGGGGAGAAAGGGCAUGUAUGUGUGUCACAAAAUAAAAUCAACUACAAUUGG